AUGGCAGAGUCCAACAAAGAUAUCAAAAUCAUCGCCGGCGCUGGCGCCGAUGAUAACAGCAUUGCUCUCAAAGAUGCGUUGCUCUCCCACCUCCGUUCACUCAACAUCGAAGUCGAAGAUCUUGGAAACUCUUCUUAUUACUCUAUCGCCGGAGAAGUUGGUCAUCGAGUUUCUCAAUCUUUAUCAUCUUCCUCCCCAGAGGUCCGCGGUCUCGUCGCAUGCGGCACUGGUGUCGGCGUCUCCAUCUUCGCCAACAAGUUCCCUGGAGUGUUCGCCACCACCUGUCUUACUCCAUCUGAAGCUGUCAACGCUCGUUCCAUCAACAACUCAAACGUCCUUGCCGUCUCCGGUUAUUACACUUCAGCAGAAACCGCUAUCGAGAUUGUUGAUGCGUGGUUGAGUUCACCGUUCAAGUCUCCGUGUCCUGCAAGCGACAACAAAGCGUGGCCAGAGGAGGUGGAGAACUUUCUAGACAAAUCUCUGGUUGAAAUGCCGGAAGUCGGAAAGGGAGGUGCGGUUAGCAAGUGUGCAAUAUGCUGUUUGGUGAAGAACAGGAUGCUGGAGCCAGUGGACUUGAUUCCGGGUGGGUCAAUGAAGAUUGUUAGGGAGAGUCCGACUUCAGCGUUUGUGAGAUUCACGGCGGGGAGUGUGGAGCCGGCACAUCAUCACACGUUUGCGCAUGAUUUGGUAGUGAUUGAAGGGAAGAAGAGUGUUUGGAAUGUGACAAAAGAUGAGAGGUAUGAUCUAACGAUUGGGGAUUACUUGUCUAUUCCUGGUGGUGAUGUGCAUAGAGUGAAGUACCAUGAGGAGACUGAGUUCUUCGUCAAGUGGGAUGGUCAAUUUGAUAUAUUUUUUAAUGAGGAUCUUGAUGCUGCCAAUCAUGCAAUUGAUGCUGCCAAUCAUGUGUAG
This is a messenger RNA of Vicia villosa (hairy vetch), 909 nucleotides long. Its product is annotated as DNA damage-repair/toleration protein DRT102-like. The transcript has a single exon. The coding region runs from base 1 to 909 and encodes 302 amino acids. Gene Ontology annotation, biological process: carbohydrate metabolic process. The record is from RefSeq and is a predicted model, not a curated record. NCBI's taxonomy places the organism in Eukaryota, Viridiplantae, Streptophyta, Magnoliopsida, Fabales, Fabaceae. Gene Ontology annotation, molecular function: isomerase activity.